Messenger RNA from Candida dubliniensis CD36, 600 nucleotides. Its product is annotated as GET complex subunit. The transcript has a single exon. Lineage: Eukaryota; Fungi; Ascomycota; Pichiomycetes; Serinales; Debaryomycetaceae. Gene Ontology annotation, biological process: tail-anchored membrane protein insertion into ER membrane. The record is from RefSeq and is a predicted model, not a curated record. Gene Ontology annotation, cellular component: GET complex. Bases 1 to 600 code for a protein of 199 amino acids.
AUGCUCUUACCUGAUUUACAUCCAUAUACCAUACUAUUAUCGAUUUUUAUUGUGCUCCUAUUAAAGCAAUUGGUGGCAUCUAUUGGCAAAUCCACAAUCAAAGAGUUUGUUUGGUUGGUGUAUUUAAAGGUUUCCUCAAAUCAAUCUAUAAAGACUUACAACUCUAAACAACAUGAAUUGCACGAAACAAACAAAGAGAAACGAGCAAUCAGUGCCCAGGAUGAAUAUGCAAAGUGGACCAAAUUAAAUCGUCAAGCCGACAAAUUGUCAGCCGAGUUGCAAAAGCUCAAUCAAGAAAUCCAGCAGCAAAAAGCAUCUAUUGAUAAAGUUAGCAACGCAUUGUUAUUGGUGUUGACCACUUUACCAAUAUGGGUUGCCAGAGUCUUGUACAGAAAUACUCAUUUAUUUUACAUAAGACAGGGCAUCUUUCCAAAAUAUGUUGAAUGGGUGUUGGCUUUACCAUUUUUGCCCAACGGUGCCGUUGGAUUGACCAUUUGGAUGUUUGCGGUUAACUCAGUUGUGAGCAACUUUGCAUUUUUAGUUAGCUUUCCGUUUGCAAAGAAAGUUUCAAAGCCAGUUAGAGAUACAAAGAUUGAAUAG